AUGCUGCGCUACUAUCUCAAUCAUUGUCUGUUCUCUUUAUUUGUCCUCUACUCGUUUUCGUUUGGCGACUUGGACGAGUUCGGGACACAAUUCAUCUCUUAUAAUGGCAGUAUCUCCGGCUAUUUCAAACACCCACAAUCAGCGCCUUCCAACUGCUCCACCUACUACUUCGACUCUCUUCAAAACACUAUUCUCAAAGUCGGCAUCAACCCACCUUGGGAUACCAAUCCAUUCUAUUUCAACAUUCAGCGUGACGGUCAAACUGCUGAUAAGGUAGAUCCGGAGGAUACAUGCAUUAGUCCGUGGGGUUGCACAUACGACCCGAUAUACAAUUUGUUCUUAGAGACGGCGUGUUAUCUUUGUCUCACCGACGAUGGAUCGUCAUGCGGAUUUUUCGAUCCAGUGGAGAUUCUCGACUUAAACAAGGCAACUACCAUGCAGUUUGAUGGCAAAGAGAAAGGGUACAGCACCAUUGGGAACCAGUCGACAUUUGUUGGUAAUAAUGAUGAUCUCGUCUAUACAUUCGACUUCCAACGACCGCAUAACUAUACAGAACAGCAAAAUUGUGUUGAGGGGGAUUCCUUUGAAUGGAAUGCCAAGACACCGUUUACUUACGCACUCAAUUUCACUAACACGAGCGCUAAAGCACUAUUCUCACUAACGAAUCCUUCUGGGACUGUGGAAUUCUCAUUUUCUGGAGCGCGUGUCGACGGGGGUCAGCCUUCCGAAUUCGACCCGUAUAACAACGGUAACUAUACUCCUAUGGCUUUGGACACAUCAAACCCGUCACAUCCGAACUUUACGUUUGCGAAUGGGAGUGAGAUUGUUUGGAAGAACUACUCAAACGGAUGGGGCGCUGUAGCGUCUUCUGCUGCCGUGCCUUCUGUUGAAAUAGAGAACCUUGGGACGGCGUUGAAGUGGCUUUCGGUGAUGCUGGUAGCCGGCUGCUUAACUUUCACCUGA
Messenger RNA from Penicillium daleae, 963 nucleotides. RefSeq lists its product as uncharacterized. The record is from RefSeq and is a predicted model, not a curated record. NCBI's taxonomy places the organism in Eukaryota, Fungi, Ascomycota, Eurotiomycetes, Eurotiales, Aspergillaceae. The transcript has 2 exons. Bases 1 to 963 code for a protein of 320 amino acids.